This is a messenger RNA of Brassicogethes aeneus, 816 nucleotides long. The record is from the annotation of a GenBank genome assembly. NCBI's taxonomy places the organism in Eukaryota, Metazoa, Arthropoda, Insecta, Coleoptera, Nitidulidae.
AUGAUUCCUCGUCCUUAUAUAGGUUUUGGAAUCAUUCACUGCGGUGAGACGAAAACACCACUUACUUUCGCGGACGAAAAAUCGUUUGUGUUCCGCACCAUACAGCAACUCGGUACUGAUGUUUCAAAUUGGAACAUCAGUACCGAGGCCCAUCUGAAAAUAAUGGAAGUUUGUUGCUUGUCGCUUGUUCAGAAUUAUUUAAGGAACAAUCUUUCACCAUCUUAUCUUCUUGUUCCUAAAAAGACUGAGGCGAGCGAAACACACAGAACAAAGGCAGCAACAGAAAAACAACAUGAUCUCUGGUGUUACAAAUGUGAUAACAUGGCCGACGGUGAACGAUGUCUUGACCUUCAAGGAAAUUAUUCUUCUUUGCAUACCAAAUGCAAUAAAGAGCAGAAAAAAUGUCAACGAUUUACAACAGAAAAUUCUAAAAAUUUAAAAGAAUAUCUGGAACAAAAGAUUAUAGAUAAUGUCAAUGAAUUAGAUGAGAAAAUGGAGCAGAAAUUUGACGUCGCUAGCAUGAAAUUUGAAGAGAAGAAUGGAAUUAGAAAUAAAUUGACAGCUGUUAAUUUACCCAUGAUGCUGGCGACACAAGGAACAGUACCGGAGGGGAGCCGAGUUCGAAUGAAACCACCUCAGUUCGAUGAAAAAACUUCUUGGACCAGUUACAUCCGUCAGUUUGAGGCAGCAGCAAAAGCAAAUGGCUCGGUCCAGAAGAGGAGGCUACAGCAUGGACUCUUGCUUUACGAGGAGACCCAAAGAACAUGUGUACCGUUUCCAACUAAAGAAUCGCUGCCAGAAAUCAAACGAGACUAG